Messenger RNA from Salvia miltiorrhiza (redroot sage), 3443 nucleotides. Its product is annotated as pentatricopeptide repeat-containing protein At1g62680, mitochondrial-like. Bases 1 to 2031 code for a protein of 676 amino acids. NCBI's taxonomy places the organism in Eukaryota, Viridiplantae, Streptophyta, Magnoliopsida, Lamiales, Lamiaceae. Gene Ontology annotation, molecular function: protein binding. The record is from RefSeq and is a predicted model, not a curated record. The transcript is spliced from 2 exons.
AUGAUGGCCAGAAGAGCUGUUGUUUCUGCAAUUGAUCUCAUUCAUGAAAGAGGAUUUGUCAAUCGAUGGUCGCAGCAUAAAUCGGGUAUUCUCUCUCCUCUGUUCUCUCUCUUCUCUUCCGAGGCUUUUCAACCUAAGCGGUCUAGAAUCGAUUUCAGCUGUGUUAAAGAAGUAGACGAUGUUAUUGAAUUGUUUCAAAAAAUAAAGAGUUUGCGGCAAGAGCCUUCUGUUCUCCUGUAUAACAAACUCAUGAGUGUUAGUGUAACGAUUGAGCAGUAUUAUAUUGCCCUUGAUGUGUUCGGCGAAAUGCUUAGGAUGGGUGUCCCGGUUAAUGAUUACACAAUGAGUAUUGCUGUCAACUGUUGUUGUCUCUUGAAAGAUAUAUAUUCUGCUUUUUCUGUAAUGGGAUUCUUUCUCAAGAGAGGUCACGAACCAGAUGUCGUGACUUUCGGCACUCUCAUAAAAGGGUUAUUCUUAGUUAAUAAGAAGGCUGAAGCCGUGAAACUGUUCGAAAAGAUUUUGGAUUUAAAACUUUGUGAGCCCAGUAAUGUUAUGAUUCUGCACGUGAUUGAUGGGAUGUGCAAAACUGGACAGGUCAUUGAAGCCCAUGAUUGGCUUCAUAGAUUAGAAAGUAUUGGGUGGAGUCCUAACGUUAAGGCUUAUAGUGCACUAAUUGAUGGAUUUUGCAAGGGCGGAAUGGUGAACAAUGCCUUCAAGGUUCUAACCAAAAUGGUUGGGAAGGGUGUUUUACCUAACGUCGUCACUUAUAGUUCCAUGAUUAAUGCAUACUGUAAGGAAGAAAAGAUGGAAGAGGCUGAAAAUAUGUUGGAAAUAAUGACGCAACAAAAUAUUUGUCCCGAUGUCUUUACUUAUUCUUCGCUUAUUGAAGGGCUGUGCCUGAAGGGUGAAAUCGAAAGAGCGAAACAGGUACUUGAUUCCAUGGUAGAGAGGGGCCUUAAACCCAAUAUUGUUAACUAUAGCACCUUGCUAAAUGGAUAUUGUAAGAAGGGAAGCGUGGAUGAAGCUUGGCUUAUUUUUUUUGAAAUUUCCGGUAAAGGUCUCGAGCAUAAUGUGCAAACUUAUAGUACAUUAUUGGAUGGGUUGUUGAAGCGUGGGAUGGUUGAUGAAGCUCUGCUUCUGCUAUCCGAGAUGGUGGAGAAGGGCAUCUCGCCUGAUGCUGUCACAUGCAGCACAUUGAUCGAUGGAUAUUGCUCGCUUGGCGAGAUGGUUAGAGCUAGAGAGCUCUUCAAUUCGAUGCCAAAGAGGGGAAUCAAGCACAAUAUAUUCACCUAUUGUAUCUUGAUUAAGGGAUACUGCAAGGCGGGAAACCUUGAUGAAGCGUGGCGUUUCUUCAAUGAAAUCUCGUGUGUAGGUCUCAAACACUCGACCGUGUCAUACAACACGAUGAUGCACGGGCUAAUACGCCAAAGUAGUUUUUCAGACGGGUUGAAGCUUUUCCACGAUAUGGAAGCUCAGAAUCUACAUCCGGAUCUCUACACCUACAACAUCUUGUUGGAUGGCUUGUGUCGAAUACGUCGGAUUGAUGAGGUGUUUGCGGUUUUGACGGUGAUGGAGGCGAGAGGUGUGAAACCUGAUAUCGUAUCGUAUGGUGUUCUGAUCAACAGCUUAUGCAAGGGCGGAAGACUUGAUGAUGCUACGAGGCUCUUCAACCAUCUCCCUUCCAAGGGCUUAAAUCCGGACGUACAAAUGUACAACAUUAUGCUCAACUCCCUCUACAAUGAUGGGCGCGAAGGGGAGGCUAGGAGGUUGAUGGAGGAGAUGGACAGGAGCGGCUGCGCACCUAAUCGCGUGACGUUCAAUAUUAUUGUGUGGAAUCUGGUGAAGAGCAAAAGGUUCCAUGAGGCAAUUCCUUUCUUGGAGGAGAUGUGCAGGAGAGGAUUUGAUGUGAAUUCGGAGAUCAUUUCUGCUUUGCUUCAGGAACUUAGAAGAGGAGAAGGUAAAGAUGAGAAAUUGCAAGAGAUUCUUAAGAAAGUUUGUGCUCAAAAUCGACAAGUGAAUGUUCUAUUUUGAGGAUAAUUUAUCACGUGGGAUUUUCACUUGUCAAGAAAUGAUUCAUAGAGUGCUAAGAGUGAUAUAUACUUGAAGGGAGUUCCACCAUCGGGUGGUCUUGCUGCACUGUGUCUUGUGCUAGUAUGGAACCAUCUGCUUUGAGUUUCUCGUCUUGUUGUUAUUUUGCAAGCAUUUGCAUGUGAUGAAUUAACUCCGUGUUGUCUGAUUUCGCCGUUUUCCAUCAGCCAUUUCCGCUACUUGGAAGAGUAGCCUUUUGAUUUUCACAUUUGCUAGAAUUGUAUUUUAUUGUGGAACGACUUUAGUCCUUGAUUGCACCAGAAGAUCAUACAUUCAACUCUCAGAUCAUCUCUAGAUUCAUCUCGAGGGCCAGAGACGAGACGAGACGAGGAGGAAGAAGGAGAAUGUUUUAUUUUAAAGAAUUGGUGAUGAUGGAAGGUUGGAUUUGGAAGGGGUUUUAUAUGCAUGCUUUUUUCUAAGUGAGUGAAAGUGAUACAUGCAUAUUCAAAUUUUCUUUUCCUUUUCCUAAAAAAAGAGUCCAUGUACUUGACUACUUUCAUUAUUUGGUAGCAGAAGAACUGGAUUUUGCUAGAUUCAUGUGCUCUCUGUGAUUAAGUUGGACCUAAUUAAUGUGAAUUGGAAGAUUAUUGUUAAUUGAUGCAUGAAAUGUUUGACGAGUGAAUUCCUAGGUAGCUAAAACAUCUGACUUAUAUAUGUUGGGGAAAUGGAAAAAAAGAAAUGAAUAGUCUUGAAUUUUUUAAUAUGUGUUUGUUUUUGUUUGGUUCUAGAAUGGGAAUGGACUUAUUUUGCCCAUACAAACAUUUGGAAAAUUUAUAUUUGGGCCUUAUAUAAUUCCAAGAUCAUUUAUGGUUUGCUUGAUGAACUAAGAAUAGAAGAAGGUAAAGAUGAGAAAUUGCAAGAGAUUGUUGAGAAAGUUUGUGCUCAAAAUUGAGAGAGGUAUAUUACAAGGUAAUUUUUCUUUUGGCAUUGUAAAUGCAAUUGCUUUUGUACGUAUACAAAAAAAUGUUGUGGAUGUUUGCAUUUGCUGCUAGUACUCUUGGAGAUGAUGCAUUGUGUUCGUUAGCAGAAAGGGCUACAUUAGUGUCCCGCGGAAACACAGCCCGGGUGCACGGGGACGCAAGCUGGCUCAGAUAUGCCGCACCAUCGCCUCAGGCUCAGAUGAGACGCGCCAUGAAACUGCAUACACCAAGAUAAUUUUUUUUAACUAUCGGUAGGAGUUGAAGUUUAUUUGUGUUGCUAAAUCUUCACGAGGAGUAGCUCUACUUAUAACUAUUUUUUUUUUCAAGACUGUGAACUGCAGGAUGUUUUGUAAGGCAAUUUUGAUUUGCAGAAUAAGUAUUUCUCUGCUGAAUCUGUGGUUAGAUGAGUAAUAUGUUUGAUGAAUUUUCUUUUCA